This is a messenger RNA of Lineus longissimus, 2930 nucleotides long. Its product is annotated as vam6/Vps39-like protein. The transcript is spliced from 22 exons. Gene Ontology annotation, molecular function: protein binding. NCBI's taxonomy places the organism in Eukaryota, Metazoa, Nemertea, Pilidiophora, Heteronemertea, Lineidae. Gene Ontology annotation, cellular component: cytoplasm; membrane. The record is from RefSeq and is a predicted model, not a curated record. Bases 95 to 2755 code for a protein of 886 amino acids. Gene Ontology annotation, biological process: vesicle-mediated transport; endosomal vesicle fusion; autophagy.
CAACAAAAGAAGGAAAUGAGAAAGUUGAUAUUUUGAUCAUCAAUAUCAUCAUAUUUACCCAUUUUAUAUGUGCUUUUAGUGGGUAAUACUCAUCAUGCAUGAUGCAUAUGAGGCUGCUCCAAUUUUGGAGAAACUUCCCUUGCAAAUCGAAUCCAUUGCUUGCUGUGAUGACACACUGUUGGUCGGUACCAAGCAAGGUCACCUCCUUGUAUAUAAAGUCAAACCCAUCCCAGGUGCAGCUGAUUCCAAAUAUGACGUCGCCCUGGAGAUGGCCAACAAAUCAUUUGCCAAGCGGCCUAUAACCCAGCUAGAAGCAGUGCCUCAUCCCCAGUUUCACAUUCUGAUCAGUCUCUCUGACAACCAGAUCAGUGUCCACGACCUGUCUGUUUUUGCCCAGAUUACAACUCUGACUAAAACCAAGGGUGCAACACUAUUCUCGAUCGACCUGAAGGAACAAAAAUCACUGAGUGGUGAAGUCCAGUAUACUCUACGGAUGUGUGUAGCAGUGAAAAGAAAACUGCAGCUGUUCUAUUACAAAAACAGGGAUUUUCAUGAGCUUCAACCAGAUCUUGGUGUGCCUGAUGUACCUAAAGCAAUGGCGUGGUGUAAGGAGUCCUUGUGUGUUGGAUUCAAAAGGGAUUACUUCUUGAUUAACAUCAGUGAUGGCAGCUUAAAAGAUCUGUUUCCAACCGGGAAGCAGCUAGAACCUACUGUGAUGCGAUUGACUGAUGAUCGACUGGCCCUCAGUCGUGAUGAGAUGACCAUAUUCAUAGAUUCAGAGGGAAAUCCAGCACAAAAAUAUGCACUGACGUGGACAGAUAUUCCUGGUGUCAUGGAGCACCAUCCGCCUUACAUCAUAGCAGUGUUACCCAAAUAUGUUGAAGUCAGAACAAUAGACCCGCGGUUGCUUAUACAGAGCAUAGAACUAAAUCGGCCAAAGUUUAUUUGCCAGUGUCGGAGAAGUGGGCAUCUGUACGUAGCGUCUGGUAACUUUGUGUGGAGAUUGGCAAGCAAACCCAUAACUGCCCAAAUCAAACAGCUUCUGGAAAGCAAAGAAUUUGAAUUAGCUCUCAAAUUAGCAAAUAUGACAGACGACAAUGAGGUAGACAAAGCCGACAGAUUACAGAAGAUCAGAACACUGUAUGCAUUUGAACUGUUCUGUCAACACCGAUUUGAAGAUUCUCUAACGAUAUUUGCUGAGCUUGGCACAGAUCCCUCCCAUGUGAUAGGGUUGUACCCAAACUUGCUUCCCCAGGAGUACAGAAAGCAGUUGAACUAUCCCGACGAGCUGCCAGAACUGAAUGGUGGGGAGCUAGAAAAGGGUCUGCUAUCCCUCAUAGAUUACUUGAUGGAAAAAAGGAAUUCACUGAUGAAAGACUACAAUCAGAACAAGGAACUCCGUGCAUCUGCUAUCGUUGAAGGAAAUGCAACCAUCAAAUCAAAGCGGAGAUUAGGCACAAUCAUAGACACAACAUUACUGAAGUGCUAUAUAGAGACAAACGAUGCGUUGGUCGCUCCAUUGUUGCGUUUGAAGGACAGUAACUGCCAUGUGGAAGAGAGUGAGAGGGUGCUAAAACAGAAAAACAAAUACAGUGAACUCAUUAUACUCUAUGAGAAGAAGGGCAUGCACAAAAGAGCCCUUGACCUCCUGUUCAAGCAGUCCCAGAAGCCUGGGUCUCCAUUAAAGGGCCAUGAGCGAACAGUCAUGUACUUACAACACCUGGGCAGCCAACAUCUCAACCUGAUUUUUGAGUUUUCUGAAUGGGUGCUGAAGACAUAUCCUGAAGAUGGUCUCAAGAUUUUUACAGAAGACAUUCUUGAAGUUGAGACAUUGCCAAGAGAAGAGCUGCUCGACUUUUUAGAAAGAGUUGCCAAAGACCUUGCUAUACCCUACCUAGAACAUAUAAUUUCUAAUUGGGAUGACACGAAUGAGAGAUUUCACAACCGUCUCAUCAACUUGUAUAGAGAAAGAGUACAGAGUUUGAUGGAUGACUACAUCAGGUCAUUGCCUCAGGGAAAACCAAGAGCAAGAGCUGGAGAAGAGCCAGGCGAGCUGGGCAAAUUGAGAAAAAAGCUCAUCAAUUUCCUGGGAGAUUCUACCUAUUAUACUCCAGAGAAAUUACUUACGCAUUUUCCAUUUGAUGCAUUUUAUGAAGAACGAGCGUUAUUGCUUGGUCGACUAGGGAGACAUGAACAAGCAUUGGCCAUCUAUGUGCACAUCCUUCAAGAUGUCCACAUGGCAGAAGAUUACUGCAAAAGAACAUAUGACAAAUCACAUGAAGGCAACAAGGAGGUGUAUCUCUCCCUGCUGAAGAUGUAUUUAAGCCCACCUGACUUACGGACGAGUCUUGGUAUCAACCCGCCACAUGGCUCACAGUUAAAGUCCAAUAUUGAGGCAGCCCUCAACUUGCUCAAGGACCCUGUAUCAAAGAUGGAUACGGCAAAGGCAAUUGAGAUGCUUCCCUCAAACAUCCUAGUCCGUGAUAUCUUAGCAUUCCUCGAAGAUGUUUUGGAGGAGAGGGCAGUCGUUAAGCGUGAUUGUCAGAUCCUCAAGAGUCUACUUUAUGCAGAACAUUUGCAGGUCCAAGAACAAAGAAUGCAUUACCAGAAAGUGCGAUGUGUCAUAACUGAGGAGAAGAUGUGCCGCGUCUGUCGCAAAAAGAUCGGCAACAGUGCAUUUGCUAGGUAUCCAAAUGGUGUGAUCGUCCACUACUUCUGCUGCAAAGACCCGAAGAAACCUCCCGUCGAUUUGUGAUGUUGGCCUCUCCUGUCGAGAAAGUUUGUCAAUCAUUCCAGAAAAGGAUAGCCAAAACUAAAGAUGCCAAUGUUUAAAGGCCUAGGCCAUUCGUUCAUGUUCAUUGUAUUUUCUUGUGGCCCAAGUAAAUAGAAAUAAACAUUGCCAUAGUGCAGUUGUUAUUCAUUUGCUUAAA